GCUGUCAAGUGACAGAACAAUCGGGAGACGUUUCAACGGACCAAUUAGUCUAAUGUUAUGCGAGUUGUCAGAAGGGGGACGACGUAAAGAAGAAGAAAAAAAUAAUUUGUGAUUCAAUCGUCAGGGAUUCCGCAGAUUUGGAGGACCGCAGUGCUGCUGGUAUUAUCGUUCGCUUUGUUCGCUCGAUUUCUGUGAGAGGUGUCGGAGGAUAGAGUGUAUCUCUUGUUCGCGGGGGGCGGUCCGACUUUCACUUGUUGUCGGUGCAGGAAGAGGAUUCCAAGGCGCACCGGGAUCCGGCGAGAGCUUUGGAGGAGGUGUGAACGUAGACGAGGAGGAGGUGGUUGUGGUGCAGCAAGUACAGUACCUGGGUGUAUAAGAAUGAUGGCGGAAUCGGAACAGACGGCUGAGGCCACCAGGAGGUUGAACAUCAAGAAGCAGACUUUGGACGACGCGUACGCCGCCCCGGCGAACUUCCUGGAGAUAGACGUCGUCAAUCCGGUGACCACGAUCGGCGUAGGCAAGAAGAGGUUCACCGACUACGAGGUCAAGAUGAGAACGAACCUGCCAGUGUUCAAGGUGAAGGAGUCGUGCGUGAGGCGGCGCUACAGCGACUUCGAGUGGUUGAGGAACGAGCUGGAGAGGGACAGCAAGAUUGUGGUGCCUCCAUUGCCGGGGAAGGCCUGGAAGAGGCAGAUGCCUUUCAGAGGUGACGAUGGCAUCUUCGAGGAGGAGUUCAUUGAGGAGCGAAGGAAGGGACUUGAAAUAUUCAUCAACAAAAUCGCCGGCCAUCCGUUGGCGCAGAACGAGCGAUGCCUGCAUAUGUUCCUUCAAGAAAAUGUCAUCGAUAAGAAUUACGUGCCUGGGAAGAUCCGCAACACAUAGGACGAGGCCUCCAAGUUAUUCUUUUUUUCGAUUGGUUCCUUCAUGUUUUACGCGAUACCCCCGCAUCCGACGUUUCGAAACAGGGGGCGUUCUUUUCCCGGCGAACCUCGGAACCGCCUCCCACAGCCACCGCGAUCGGAAUACACUUUUUAUUUUCUACAAAUAUUCUAUUUGAUUCUCUCCACAUUCGUGCAUCUUUCCUACGAACUCUCGAGCGCUUUAUCGAUGAAUUUCUAUCUUUUAUUAUUGCUUUCCUUGUAUUUCUUUCUACACAUUACUUUCACUCUAAUCGUAAGAAGAGAAGACGACUAAAGGUUAAAAUGUUAUCUUCGCUGAUGAACAUGAGAAACUGAUCUUUGCCAGGAGCGGCCUCCUCCUCCUUCCACCUCCCUGUAUAGUUUUGUUUUUUUUUACGUUGACAGAUCAAUUUGCUCAUCAUAUUAUACACAUAUUAUAUAUAUAUUUAUAUAGUUUAAAAACUAAAUAUAAUGGAAAGCAAGAAGUACGAAGUGAAGAAUGGCGCGCAGAAGGAAAUGAUUUUAUUGAUUUUUAGCAUUUCCUCCAACACCCCAUAACAUAAAAUAUAUAAAUUUAAAUAAAUAUAUUAAGAAAAUACAUUC
Molecule: messenger RNA, 1502 nt
Organism: Nicrophorus vespilloides
Lineage: Eukaryota; Metazoa; Arthropoda; Insecta; Coleoptera; Silphidae
Gene: Snx3
Product: sorting nexin-12
Exons: 3
Coding region: 379-882 (167 amino acids)
Biological process (GO): endocytic recycling; late endosome to Golgi transport
Cellular component (GO): early endosome membrane; retromer complex
Molecular function (GO): phosphatidylinositol-3-phosphate binding
Source: RefSeq, a predicted model, not a curated record